CCUCAGCCUGCAAUGGUUUCUUCCUCUGCUUCUCCAUCCAGAGAGGAGUGGGACAAUGUUAUUGCCUUUACUGGAUCGGCUUCGUUGGAAAAGGCCGGUCCUCUUGUUGGAUCUGUUGACGUCGCUGAAUCCAUGGAUGAGUAUUUGUUUCGUGUUUCACUCCCCGGUGUUACCAGGGAUGAAAAAGUCAUAAGCUGUGAAGUUAGACCUGAUUGGAGAAUUCUCAUAAAAGGAGAGAGCGCGACCGGAGAGAACACGGUUUGCAAGCACAGUAUGGUUUUUAAGAUGCAAACUCAGAACUUAUGCCUACCGGGUGAAUUUACUGUUUCAAUCCAGCUACCAGGUCCAAUUGAUCAACUAACCUCAGAUUGUGUUUUUGGAACUGAUUUAUGAACAAUCAUUCUGCAUAGUUUUUGGAAUGUGAACAUAUUGUUCCAUGUUGAGCUUGAUAAAGCUUUCAUUAAUACCUACUACAGAAAUGUUUCUUUUCCUGAACCUAAUUCCGUGUUUCGCUAGUAGAUGGUUGGGAGAAGCCAAAUUUAGAAGAC
Molecule: messenger RNA, 548 nt
Organism: Capsicum annuum
Lineage: Eukaryota; Viridiplantae; Streptophyta; Magnoliopsida; Solanales; Solanaceae
Product: alpha-crystallin domain-containing protein 22.3-like
Exons: 2
Coding region: 13-393 (126 amino acids)
Cellular component (GO): nucleus
Source: RefSeq, a predicted model, not a curated record